This is a messenger RNA of Gastrolobium bilobum, 927 nucleotides long. RefSeq lists its product as uncharacterized. The transcript has a single exon. The record is from RefSeq and is a predicted model, not a curated record. Gene Ontology annotation, cellular component: plasma membrane. Lineage: Eukaryota; Viridiplantae; Streptophyta; Magnoliopsida; Fabales; Fabaceae. Bases 1 to 927 code for a protein of 308 amino acids.
AUGGCUUCUUCUUCCAACCAAGGAGAAGCUUCCCAAACAGAACCACCGCAUUUGGCCGCCAAUUCCUCAGACAAGCACGCCGGCCCAACACCGCCGCAACCGCCGCCGCCGCCAAAGCCAACGCCAACCACCACAACUUAUCCCACCCAUCCGCCACCCGGCUCAGCAUACCCGCCGGAGGGUUACCCUUCCGUUCCCGGCGGCCAGAACCACCACGCAUACCAUCAAGCAUACGCUUUAUACCCAAACGGAUACCCUCCCGGAUACCAUUAUCCCCCCACCGCCCCCUACUACGGUCCACCACCACCAUAUCCCGCCGCCUCCGUCGGCGGCACCAGCGCCGGCGUCAGAUUCUACCGGAGCUUCAUAUUGUGUUGUUGUAUAUUACUAACAUUCCUUUUUCUUGCAAGCCUUGUCUUGGCUUUAGUGCUACGUCCACAACUACCUAUUUACAAGGUUUUGUCCAUGUCUGUCACGAACUUCACCGUCACCCCAACCUUAACCGGCGAAUGGAACACCAAGAUGUACAUAGAGAAUCCCAACGAUAAGCUCAGGGCUUUUUUUUCUGACUUAAGGGUUGACGUUGUUUACAAAGAUGGUGUAGUGGCGGUGAAUUAUGCACCAGGUUUUACGUUGGAUAAGAAAGAGGUUACAGAAAUUGGCGUAACAGGUUCUUCUAGCCAUGCAAAUGAAGCUUUGAUGGAUAAAACGACGAUGGUUGACUUGGUCAAAGACCGAACCACUGGCUCUGUCACCUUCAGUUUGAGGUUGACUUCCAUAAACGCGUUCAAGUCUGGUUCGUUUUCGACGAGGAGCACUCAGAUAGUGGCCCUUUGUGAUGGGUUGAAGCUUGUGUUUCAGAAUAACAAUUCCACUGGGGUUUUGAAUAAUGGGGGAAACCCCAUAGAAUGCGAGCUUUAUGUUUGA